Messenger RNA from Wasmannia auropunctata (little fire ant), 1327 nucleotides. RefSeq lists its product as uncharacterized. NCBI's taxonomy places the organism in Eukaryota, Metazoa, Arthropoda, Insecta, Hymenoptera, Formicidae. Bases 13 to 777 code for a protein of 254 amino acids. The transcript has 3 exons. The record is from RefSeq and is a predicted model, not a curated record. Gene Ontology annotation, molecular function: chitin binding. Gene Ontology annotation, cellular component: extracellular region.
UUAGACUUGAUCAUGUUAGAAUUCAAGUUAGGACUUGUUAUAAUGAUCACUCUCGCAAGCUGUAUAGCGCACAAAGGAUAUUCGUAUGUGCGUCCGAACAAGCAGCUAUCUUACGAUCGGAGAUACGGUUACGAGGAUCCGCGCGAUCAAUGGUCGAAUGGCUACGACGGGAUUCCCGGUGUAGCCGGGAAAGACUAUCCACUUUUCCACCAAGUUCCGUGGACGCGAUUUGUGUGCGAAUGGAAAUAUCCGGGCUAUUACGCCGACCCUGAGGCCGACUGCCAAGCGUACCACAUCUGCCAGCGCGGCGGCCGUAAGGAUUCGUUCCUUUGUCCGAACGGCACGUUAUUCAAUCAGGAGAGACUGGUCUGCACGUGGUGGUACACCGUGGAUUGCUCCCGCGCGCAAAGUUUCUACUCCAUUAACGAGGCGGUUGCAAAAGCAAUGGAGGAAGCUGAUAGACGCAUCCGAAUAGCCGCUGAAAACAAGCUAUUCUGGAGUUAUCGGCGUGAAUCUAACGUUGAGAACAGAUCCUGGGAUAAGAACUGGCAGAGUGAACGACGAGGGUGGAACAAAGACAGCACUUCAAUUCGUCAUAAUCAAGAUUUGGGUUUCUCUAAGCAGUUUCCCUAUGAAACACCUGUGACAUCGACGCGUCUUAAGUUCUCCGCUAAAUCCUCGCCGAAUACUCGUUACGGCAGUUUGCCGGAAUCGAAUUAUAAAAUCGGCAAGCAAGCGACUUCGCCGCACCGGCCAGUACAUUACUUGCCUGUGUGAUUUGUAACUACUAAUCGAACAACGUCACGUAUGCCAUUUAUAAUAUUGUUGACAUUUUAUACAAGCAUUAUUAAUAAACUGUCUUAUUAAAGUAAAUAAUGUAGCAUACAAUAUGAUCUCGAUUCUUCGCUAUUUUCGAAAGAAUUUGUAUUGUUAAUACAUUAGAUAUAUUCGACUGAAAUAUCUUGUUAAAGGAGCGUUGUUCGUUCAUCACUUUUUAAGUUUAACAAAAGAUAGAAUUAUCUCGAAAAUUACGUUUUAAUACAUAAAGAAAUUAUUAUAAAAUCUAAGGAAAAUGAGAGAAGAGAGUAACUACAGAACCACAAAACUUUAGCAAUAUACACUUUGAAGUUUCUAAUUUCCUUAGUAUUCUGUUACCCUAGUUAACAGAGUUAGAACAGACGCGAACGUUACUAAGUCAUGAUACUUGUUUCAUGUAAUUAAUCGUGCAAAACGUAAUAACGUUUUAAAAUAAUUGCGACUGAUUGUGGAAACAAAAAUUUAAUUACAAAUCGUCUAAAGUUGAAUAAGUUCUUUAUUGAACAAACUG